UCCUGCGUUGUUUGGGGACAGUAGGAAGAUGGCGGCGGCCCCGCUGUACUGUGUCUGCCGGCAGCCCUAUGAUGUGAGCCGGUUUAUGAUCGAAUGCGACAUCUGUAAAGACUGGUUUCAUGGCAGCUGUGUCCAAGUGGAGGAGCACCAUGCAGUGGACAUCGAUGUGUACCACUGUCCCAACUGUGACGUUCUACACGGACCCUCCCUGAUGAAGAAGCGCAACAACUGGCACAGACAUGACUACACGGAACCAGACGAUGGCAGCAAGCCAGUGCAGGCUGGCACCGCCAUGUUCAUCAAACAGCUUCAGAACAGGACCUUCCCCAGUGGGGAUGAGAUCCUGAGGAAGAUGGAGGGGGACCAGGUGACCCCCAGGUUCCUGGAGAAGCACGGCUUCCACUACCCCAUAGCUGUGUCUCAGAUGGACGGGCUGGGCCUGAAGCUACCGCCCCCCACCUUCUCCCCCAAGGAUGUGGAGCAGUAUGUCGGUGGUGACAAAGUCGUCGAUGUCAUCGAUGUGGCCCGGCAGGCAGACAGCAAGUUGAAACUUGGCGAGUUCAUCAAGUAUUAUUACAAGUCCCAUCGGCCAAAGGUGCUGAACCUCAUCAGCCUGGAGUUCUCUGACACCAAGAUGUCGGACUUGGUGGUGGUUCCGGACGUGGCCCAGAAGAUGUCCUGGGUGGAGAACUACUGGCCUGAAGAGUCCUACUUCCCCAAGCCCUUCGUCCAGAAGUACUGUCUCAUGGGGGUCAAGGACUGCUACACGGACUUCCACAUCGACUUUGGGGGCACCUCUGUGUGGUAUCACGUUCUCUGGGGAGAAAAGAUCUUCUAUUUGAUUAAGCCCACCCAAACCAACCUUGCACUAUAUGAGGCAUGGAGCUCAUCGUCCAAUCAGAGCGAGGUGUUUUUCGGGGACAAGGUGGACCACUGCUACAAGUGUGUGGUGACCCAAGGGACCACUCUGCUCAUCCCCACAGGUUGGAUCCAUGCUGUCCUCACCUCUCAGGAUUGCAUGGCAUUCGGAGGGAACUUCCUCCAUAACCUCAAUAUUGGCAUGCAGCUCAGGUGUUAUGAGAUGGAACGCCGCCUGAAAACACCAGACCUCUUCAAGUUCCCCUACUUCCAAGCCAUCUGCUGGUAUGUGGCCAAGAACCUGCUGGAGACCCUCAAAGAGUUACGAGAGGACAGCUGUCCACCCCAGGGCUACCUUGUGGAAGGGGUUAAGGCUUUAAUCACGGCUCUAAAGACCUGGCUGAAGAGAGAGGUUACUGAGCUGAGCAGCGAGGUUCCCGACCAUAUCAGGCCCAACCAUCUGAUUAAAGAGCUCACCAAGGAAAUCCGCUACCUGGAGGAGGAGCCAGGCAGCGGAGGCCGCCCAGUGAAACCUCAGGGAAGCGGGUCAGGGCUGGCGGGGUGCCCGGCCACCCGCUCCACCCUGGAGAGGCUGUGCCAGGCUCGGAGGGCACGGCGGGCAGCCAGGCGUCUCCGGGAGCAGCAGCGCCAGGCGCCCAAGGUGCCCUCCAACCUGGACAUCCUGGAGCUGCACACCAGGGAGGUGCUCAGGAGGCUGGAGGUGGGGCCCCUGGAGGAGGACCCGUCCUUCAGCGUGGCGGUCCACGGCAAGUUUAACAAGGCCUCCACCGCCUCUGCCGCCGCUGUGGAGAGUCAGGACAACAACCACCUGCGUUUAACGCUGGUCAACGGCAGAAUCAUCCGAGAUGUGCGGAGGCCGGGUAGCAGCCCUGUGAAGAUAGAGGGGGAAAAGGGAUCGGGGGGUGAGCUGAAGAUCCCAGACGAGCUGAGGAGCGAGAGGACCGAGGCGUGCCAGGAGGAGCAAAGCACUAUGGGAAGGGAGGAGCAGAAAGCCAGCCACCUCCGGGGUCUGGAGAGGGUGAAGGCUGAACUCAGGGAUGAAGCCUCGGGGCACUCCAGUGUGUCAGACACAGAAUCCGACAGCGAUUCCACCACAGAGCAAAAAGCCUCCUCCUCCUCAGAGGAAGAUUCAGGGAGCUCCCAGGAUGAUGAAGACGAGGAGGAUGAUGAUGACGAGGAGAGGGAGAGGCAGUCCUCCCAGAGAGGCUCAGGGCACACCAUAGAGCUGGACCAGAGGGACCAGACACUCAGGCACAAAGACAAACCCCUCAAACGAGAACGUCCUACCUCACCCAGCACAGAAGAGGCCAUUCAGGGCAUGCUCUCUAUGGCCGGCCUGCUGUGCCCCUCCAAGCCAGAAGAGGGCACCAACUCCCAGGAGCCGUGGUGGUCCAGCAGCCCCAGCCAGCGCUCCCCAGAGCAGAGGGGCCAGCACCAGCUGCAGCACCAGAGGAGGGUCCUGGGGGACAAGAGCCCCAUGGACAGCCAGGGCAACAGCAGCAGCGAGGCCUGGGACAAUCAGGGGCUCUCCCUGGGAGCCCCCAGUCCCCUGAGCCACACGGCCAGCCCAGGGACAGACUACCAGUACUGUGACCCCUCCAUGUCUCCCCCCCUGCACCCCUCCAAAAGGCACGCUUCCAACCCCCCGCCCAUCAGCAAUCAAGCCACGAAAGGCAAGCGGCCCAAGAAAGGGAUGGCUACUGCCAAGCAGAGGCUUGGGAAGAUCCUGAAGCUGAACAGACACAGUCGGGUGUUUGUGUAGAGUCGCCACGGUGACAGGCAGGGGGCAUGGACACGCCUCCUCGGACCACACAUUGGGACUUGUCUGUUCAUUUUGUCAAGAUACCCUUUUGUGCUGGAAAGAUCCACUGCCUGGAAACGUCCCACCUGAGAGACUUACCAGACUUACCAGACUGUGCAUGCUUAGGAGACAGGGUAUUGGAUUCACGCAAGCAAGUGCACGGCUUUCACUACAAGCACACUAAAAGAGAAGGGAGAGAUCGACACACAACAAGCAUGUUGCGAUUUCUUCAGCUGCAGGGAAAUAUUCAAAGAGAACCCAGUGAGGCAUUCGAAUGGGCCAAGGAAAUUCUAUUCCCUCAUAUAUUUUUUUUGAGAAAUUGCAACUCAGUGUGACUGCGUUGUUUGCUCAGCCUGUGAUAUCGGAAGCGUGCGCAGCAAUUGCUUGGAUGCCAAAACAUCUGCAUCUUGUUCAUAAGUCUAUUUUUUCAUCUAAAAGCUUUCCUGCCUCAGCUACUUUCCAUGUCUGCUUCUUGUUGAAUUUGAGCAGAGUAAAUGGUAAGGAGCCAGGCAUGCUUUCUAUUGGUUGUGACACUGGUAUUAUUGAUGCACCUGACUCAGUGUCUGAGGGUGCACUCCCUCAGGAGGGGUGCUAUGGAGAUGAACUGAACGUUCAAAAUGGUGCUUAUUGUUUGUAUGUGUGUCCUCCAUGCUACCCAAGUUCCCCUUAUCUCAAUCACACCAGCAAUAAUGACUUUGAGGAGAGAGGAAAGAGGAGUUUGUAGAGGCAGCACUCUCACGACCAUGGCCUUCCCUGCUACAUUGUGUUGUUUAUUUAUAAAAAUUACAAUUAUCUUUUUCUUUUCUUUCAAUAUUUUGUAACGCAUCAGGUCUAUUAGAUAUAUUGAGAUUUACAUCUCAGCUUUUUUCUUUCCACCUUUUCUUGUCAAUCUUAAAUGUCUAAUUGGGUUCAUUGUCAAAGCCAUACUCGAAUUAUUUUUGCUGUUUGAUACAGUGGCCAUGCUUCCCCCUGCUUUUCCGAGGGAGACUUACACUGUGAAAGUGCUGCCUCUGAAGUUUUUAGAAUAGGAAUAUGAGUUGUUUACUUGGUCUAAAUAUUGAUAGUGAGAAACAACUUGUAAUAUCCUGCUUAAUUUAUUGUUUUAUUUGUGAUGUUGGUUUCUUGUGUUAUUUUGAUGGAUUCUGGAUUAUGUAUUUAUUAAUUGAAAGAGGUGAAUAAUGAUUUUUAUUAUAUUUUGGGCCCUAGAACCUCAUCUGAUUCUUUUGUUUUCAGAAGGAGUUUUCUUGUUUUUCUCAAUUCUCAUUCUUAUUGUAAAUGUGGAUACAUUUUGACUUUGUUGUCAUGAUAUAUUGUGUAGCAACUUGCCUACAAAUCUUUUCUCACUUUCUAGUAUCUCUGUGGAAACACCACCCAUGCCAGUCGAGGCUUUCUUGAAUCUACUGUGUUUGUAUCCUUUCUGUUUUUCUCUCACUUUGUAGCCAGAAAGUUACAUUAUGUGCUAAAAGAAAAUAGGGUAGUUAGUUACAUUCAGAUUCUGAGACUUAAGUGUCACCUACCAUUCCGUCACUUAAGUUACAGAAUUUACACACACUUGUUGUUUCUAGCAACAACAAAAAAGAAUUGUGAUCUACCUGAAGUAGUCCGUUCACUUUGUUGACAUGUACAUUUUGGGAAAUUCUAGUGUGGUAAAGGUUUUUCUUAAGUGAUUCUAAUGAUAUGGUGCUUUGGUGAGCUGAGGUGGGUUUUGAUUGGAGUUUGCAGUUCUUCGCUCUCAGGGAAUAAUGCCACGGAUAUGACCUCUGAUAAACCACCAGCUACAUCAUGUACAGCAUGUUCUUCCAAGUACUCUCACUUACUAUUCAUACUUCCUUUGCUCAUUUUACAGUUGCUGAGCAAUUAGUGAAAUUGACCAUGUUAAAGUAAUUAUCCUUUGUUGUCCAUUAUUGGUAAAUUCUGCCUCCAUUGUUUUUCAACUGUAUUGAUGACACCAAAUCCCUAAAUGUCCUACAGUAUAUUUGUUUCCAAUGUUUUGACUCUUCUCACUUAGUUGCAACUCUCACCUUAAGGUUUUAAUGCUUGGCCAAAAUCUUUUUUCUACCUAAGGGAGUCUGCAGACCUGUAUACUUCCUUUGAGUAAAGUACAUCCAAGCUUACUGUUGCCAAGUAGCUUUAAAAUCACCCCUUAAACAGUGUCUGACUUUCAAAUCUGUGCUCAGGUCGACUCAUGUGAAUGAUGGGGUAAGCUUUUGCUCAACAUUAAUGAGCUGUUUCACAUGAUCCUCCCAACACAACAACACGCACAUUAGCGUGCUCCCCCUCUUACUGAAUCCUAACAAGUGUUAAUCAUAUUGCCAGACUGAUUUCCUCUUUGAACACUACACUUUCACCUUGACUAUUUGCAUGUUAAAUCAUCUAGAAGAGCUAGCCUGCAGGCAGGGUUUGUUUUGAGCAGUAGUUCUCAUUUGUAAAAUAUUCAUUAAUGGUAGCUUUUUAUAUGCAGAUACGUUUUGAAUUUUGUGUUUUUCUGUGCAUUGCUUCUUCGGAUGGUGUGAUUGCUCGCAUAUGGUUUUAACCAUACAAACACUGGCUUACUGUGGCACUGUUACUCAAUUCAUUGCAAUUGUUUCUGCAUUUCAAAAUUACCUGUAAAUAAAUGAAAUGAGGAAAAGUAGUUUUAAA
Messenger RNA from Osmerus eperlanus (European smelt), 5320 nucleotides. RefSeq names its product lysine (K)-specific demethylase 7Aa (gene kdm7aa). The record is from RefSeq and is a predicted model, not a curated record. The coding region runs from base 29 to 2641 and encodes 870 amino acids. Gene Ontology annotation, molecular function: transcription coregulator activity; histone demethylase activity. The transcript has 18 exons. Gene Ontology annotation, biological process: regulation of transcription by RNA polymerase II; protein demethylation. Lineage: Eukaryota; Metazoa; Chordata; Actinopteri; Osmeriformes; Osmeridae.